GAAGAACAAAAGCCAGUUGCUGGUGAAUCCAUGGUGUGACUCAAGCAUUUACUGGAUGGCAGGAGUGGGAGCUGUGUGCCUGUUGCUGUAGCAAAAGUGGGUGGGCAUCAACCGAAGGAGCAGCUCUGGCUGGUGAGGUGGGGAGUGCCAUGGGGGCACCUGGGCCCCCCAGCCUUGGCAUUGUCCCCGGGCAGCUGCGGGCCCCGGUGUGAGGAAAUGCCGGAACGCUGAAGCUGCUUGGUGAGGACAUCGCACCAGGAACCCACUGGACUUCUCUAGACCUGUCCCUCUCCGCCUGCACUCCUGGCCUGAUUUGGGUUCUUUCUGCUGUGAGGAUCCCUAGGCACUCUCCCACUCCCUGAUUUCUCAGCCGUGAUCAUGCGCCAGAUUUUCUGGGAAGCUUAAUUGUACACUUCCAUGGAGCAGUGACUGCCGGGGAAGAAGAUCCCGGCACAGCGGAGCGGGGAGGGCUCAAAAGGUGAAAGAUUCCCAGCUGGUCAGCAUGGUUAGGAGAGACUUGAGACCUGAUUCUUCCUUCUUCAGCUUUCUGGUCGGUCUGUCCAGGAGUCUCCUUGCCUUUGCAGCCCUUGCCAAGAACCAGACUUCUAAAGGUUUUGCUCCUGUCACAGUUGAGACCCCCAGACACACGUAUGAAUACGUGGCCACUGCUCUGGACUGGUGGCAAGCUGACAGGUACUGUGAGCAGCACUUUGCACAGCUGCUCUUGGAACCCCAGGACAGUGAGCAAGGCUCCUUCAGCAAACUGCUGCAGUCCCACCACAUCCGAGGUUCUGUCUGGAUAAAGGAAAGGGACAGUGUCCUGCACAAAACAAAGAGGAGACGUGGCCACACUGUACCAGUCCUGGUGUUCCGAGACAAAACAGACACAAAAUACGUGAAAGUGCUCUCUGCCUUCCCGGCACUGCCUGCUGUCACAGCCUGUGCCCACCUGCAGUGGGACACCAGCACCCAGGAGAUCGCCACCAUCUUCUCCUACGCCGUGCCUGCCUUCAUGAACGAGUUCCAGCUCCGUGGCUUUGUGGAUGAGGAAGGCUUUGUCCGCUUUGCUCUCAUCGUCCACGGCCACCACUCCCCGUACCUGCCUGUGUUCCGUGCUGAUGGACAGUGGCACCACUUCUGCGUGACCUGGCAGCAGGAAAACGGGACCUGGGCCAUCUAUGCCGACGGGAAAAGGAGGGCAUCAGCCAGUGGUCUGUGUCCUGUGGGGCCCUCUGCCCCCCAGGCCAUCUUUGGCCAGGGCACCUUCAUCAUCGGGCAGGACCAAGAUUCCCUGGGGGGCACCUUCAGGGCAAAGGAGUCCUUCAGUGGGAACAUCACUGACCUGCACAUCUGGCAGAAAGCCCUCAGCCCCGAGCACAUUGAGAAAGUUCGCUCCUGCGGGGUGGUAGAGCAAGACCUUGUUUUUGGGUGGAGCUCAAAUGCCCUGGAAGUGGAGAGGACCGUUCAGGCAGUGGCCACACGGCUUCUCUGCCCAGGACCUGUGGAGGAAUGCAGAGUUUUGGAAGUUGGCAGCAGUGGAUUCAGUUAUGCCUCUUGUUUGCAGACUUUGCCUUUCAUCUGUCACUACAGCAAGGAUGCAUACUGGCAGCUGAAAAGAGCUCAGCAGGAGUCCAGUCACUCGCUGGCCCGCCGCGUGAACAGCCUUGCAGCGAGCACUGUGAUUCCUGACAGUGUCUUCACGAGUGGUGUGCAAGAUAUGAACCUCUCUGUGGCUCUUGAUGCUCUUGAUAUCUUGGCAACUGUUCUGAGAGAAGAAGUGCCCAUGCUUGAGCCAACUGACCUCCUUGCAGUUCUUCAAUUACUAAAGCAAGUUUCAGAUUUGGAAAUCCAGGAGGGAGAUGAGCUGGAGAUGUUGGAGCAGUUGGGCCAGUAUUACAUGGAAGUAACUGAGUCAAUUCUGGCAGAGCAGAAUACUGGGACAUGGUCAUCGAUCAGCCAGGUUAUCAGGGGGCCCAUGGCUGUGGUUGAGCUCUGUGACAGAAUGGUGUCACUCUUGGUCCCACUGCUGACCACAGAGAGGACAAAGAUCACGAUCCAACAGGGGAAUAUUGGGAUGGAGGUGAGGGAGCUGGAGCUGAGCGAGCAGGAGCUGAGUGCCUCAGCAUACGAGAUCCAGACCCCUGAGAAAGGCAGGCACGACCUCAUCGAAAUUCCUGCAGAAGAAAUGCAAAGGCUGAAAUCCAGAGGUCUCCGCAGAGUCACAGUGAAGAACAUGUGGUUUGGCUACGGCUCCCUGCAGCGCUGCCUGUCCAGCAGUGGCACCAGCGCUGUGUCCCAGGGCACAGCUGCCCCUGAUGGGGCUCAGAAGUACCUGAGCACCACCGUGGGCACGGCUGUGAUCUCCUCCACCCUGCUCGGUGAGGACCAGGAGAUCAGCACGGCCGUGCGCUACCGCCUGCAGCACCGUGUCCAGGACCUGCCCGAUGCUCUGGUGGGGCCCGUCUGUGCCUUCUGGAACUUCAGCCUCAGCCCAGAUGCUGGUGGGAUGUGGUCCACAGCCGGCUGCUCUGUGGCCAAGUCUCUCCCAGACUCCACUGCCUGUUUUUGCAACCACAGCACAAAUUUUGCCAUCCUGCUGCAGGUGCACGACAUGCAGAGGACCACCAAGGAGGAGUUCAUGCUGCAGACUUUGACUUUUAUUGGAUGUGGAGUUUCCUUCUGUGCCUUGACAGCCACCUUCAUUUUGUUCUUGGUAGUCCGCGUCCCCAAGAGUGAACGAACAACUGUGCACAAGAACCUGAUCCUUGCACUGGCUGCAGGAGAAGCUCUGCUCAUGUUCAGUGAGCUGGCCAAGUCCAACCAGGUGCUGUGUUUCAUGGUCACUGCCUUCCUGCACCUCUUCUUCAUGGCAGCCUUCUCAUGGAUGCUGGUAGAGGGGCUUCUCCUCUGGAGCAAGGUGGUAGCAGUCAACAUGAGCGAAGGCAGGAGAAUGAAGUUUUACUACGUGACAGGCUGGGGACUUCCAGUCCUUAUCGUGGGGGUGACUCUUGCAACUUCCUUUAACAAGUAUGUGGCAUCCAACCACUGCUGGCUGAACGUGCAGACCAACGUCAUCUGGGCCUUUGUGGGGCCUGUGCUCUUCAUCCUGGCUGUGAACAGCUUCGUGCUGCUGCGGGUGGUGACGGUGACUGUGGCCAGCGCUCGCAGGAGAUCCAAGAUGCUGACGCCCAACAGCAGCCUGGAGAACCAGAUGGGAACACAGCUCUGGGCCACGGCCAAACCCGUCCUGGUGCUGCUGCCCGUGCUGGGGCUCACCUGGCUGUGUGGGCUCCUCGUUCCCCUCAGCAUCGUUUGGGCCUAUGUCUUCGUGGUGCUGAACUCCCUCCAGGGCCUGUACAUAUUCCUGGUCUACGCAAUCUAUAACAGCGAGGUGAGGAAUGCCAUCCAGAGGAUGAAGGACAAGAAGAAAGCCCUCUCAUUCACAAACUGCUCUCAUCCAAUCAACUACUUAUCCAGUCCACGGAACACGACCUCCUGGGACACGGGGAAGCUGAGUCCUGCAGCUGAGGCUGCCCUGCCAGGCCCUGUGCAGAAAGACCCUCCAGUGAAGAACAUCACCAGCAAAGGAAAUUUUGGAGCCAAAAUUCCCAUGGGCAUCUCAUCCAUUAUGUCAGCCGAGAGACCGGCCGUAGAGCUGACAGCGUUCAAGUGCUCAGGUUUCUGAGAAGUUUCUGGGUGAGGAGCCUGCAAUGCAGAGGGUUCUCCAGCAGGAAGGAUGGCAGGUUGGAGGAGCUGGCUUUCCUUGGAGAGCUUCCAGCCCAGGCAGAGCUGACACCCUGCACCCCUUCCCAGCACCACGUGCUGCCAAGCCAAGGCAGGGGCAGUGUGGGGUCUCAUGGGACUUUGUCUGCUGCUGACAACUGCCCUGCUCCUCUCCUGGGUGGGUACCUGUGUUCUGGUAGGAGUGAGUGCCAGUCUCUGCCAGGGCUGUUCUGGGGCAGCGCUGCCAGCCCUGAGCCUGGCAGGGCAGGGUUGUGGCUCUCGCUGUGGCUGCCUGGGGGAGCUGGAGCAGAAGGAUGGGAACAAGCCCAGCCUGCCCGUGGCUCCCGUGCCUGUGGGGAUGGCAGCACCCCUGAGCUGGGGCAGGGCUGGGACGGGCUGUGUACCAAGCACAGGCACUAGGGAAGCCAGCAGCUGGCUUCAAGCCCUUUCUAAACCAGCUGACAUCAAUAGCAUCUUCUGCUCUUUAGGACAAAAAUCCUCUCCCUGCUCCUGCUUGGGUUCCUGCCCAGCUGGCCUGGCCCCUCGCCAGCUGGGCUCUGCUUUCCUUCCCUCUUCUCCUGUUACCUCUGUAGUGUUUAGAAAACAGAAAAUGUGGUGGGUUUUUGCUGAUUACGACAACAGUAAAUGAUGAUUUUAAAGACAA
Messenger RNA from Taeniopygia guttata (zebra finch), 4387 nucleotides. Lineage: Eukaryota; Metazoa; Chordata; Aves; Passeriformes; Estrildidae. The record is from RefSeq and is a predicted model, not a curated record.